Messenger RNA from Hevea brasiliensis (rubber tree), 817 nucleotides. RefSeq names its product ethylene-responsive transcription factor ERF098-like. Gene Ontology annotation, biological process: ethylene-activated signaling pathway; regulation of DNA-templated transcription. NCBI's taxonomy places the organism in Eukaryota, Viridiplantae, Streptophyta, Magnoliopsida, Malpighiales, Euphorbiaceae. Bases 210 to 692 code for a protein of 160 amino acids. Gene Ontology annotation, molecular function: DNA-binding transcription factor activity; DNA binding. The record is from RefSeq and is a predicted model, not a curated record. The transcript has a single exon.
AAGAAGUUUCCUUGCAAGUACCCAAGAUUCCGACCGUCAAAGGAGACCCUCUUUUUCUUGUAGAAAACAAAACAAUGUUUCUUUAUAUUUUUAUAUAAUUACUAUUAUCAAUAUUUGCUCCAAAACGUGCCAUUGUUUGCCACCAGAAUUGAAAUCAAAGACCGUUUAGUUAGUUCCUCUACCUCCAUCACUGCCUGAAAAACAAGAAUAUGGAAGAAGCAUCUCAAGCAGGGAACAAGAGUACAAAGAAGCAACAUAGGGCAACCGGAGAGCCUCGGUACAGGGGGAUUCGCCGACGGCCUUGGGGGAAGUUUGCUGCAGAGAUACGUGACCCAACAAGGAACGGUGCACGCCGCUGGCUAGGAACGUUUGAGACGGAGGAGGAGGCUGCCAGAGCUUAUGAUAGAGCUGCUUUUGCUUUUCGUGGUCAUUUGGCCAUUCUCAACUUCCCAAAUGAAUACCAAUACCACAGCCUUACCUCUCCACCAUCAUUUGCUUCUUCUUCUGCUGCUUCUUCUUCUUCUUAUUCUUCCUCCUCCUCCUCCUCCUCCUCCUCCUCCUCCUGCUCUGCUCCUCCUGCCAGUUACGGCCUGGCGGGUUCUUCUGGAGGGCAGGAAGUAAUAGAGUUUGAGUAUUUGGAUAACAAAUUGUUAGAGGAUCUUCUUGAGUUUCAAGAGGGUAGGCAACAGUAAGGCUUAUUAAUGCGUAAUUAGUGUGUUUUGAGUAUCCAGAAAUGUAAUUCACUUCAGUUUUAGGCAUUAAUGAUUGUUUGAUUGUAAAAUUAAAUUUUAAGAAAUGCAUUUCCAUUAUUUAUCCA